Molecule: messenger RNA, 738 nt
Organism: Symbiodinium necroappetens
Lineage: Eukaryota; Dinophyceae; Suessiales; Symbiodiniaceae
Source: the annotation of a GenBank genome assembly
AUGCCGGCCGAUCCCUGGCCUUUGCCGAAUCCGGGGCCCAGCAGCGGAAGCUUUGAUUUGGUGGCACCCGAUGAGGGACUCGGUGCCGGCACAGGCAUUAGCCGACAGGUGCAGGGAGAUGUGCCUGUUUCGGAUGCGGAAAGGAGUCCUAGGACCAAGCGCGCCCCGAAGGAGAUGCCGCUGCGCUUCAGGUGCAGUAUCUGCGGGACAUGCAUUGCCUCGUCGGACGGCUUCGUGGAGGCCAGGGAUGAUUCCUUCGUGUUUCGGAGCUUGCAGCCGGGCGGCGGAGAGGCUGCCGGCCGUGUGGUCUGCCGUGAAUGCGACCAGGCCCUGGGCUUCAGGAGCGAUGGCUUGUUCUUCCUGCGAAAGGAUACUGUUGAGAAGAGGGCCGAAAAGCUGGAAGUCCUGGUCUGCAGCUUGAAGCUGCAAGAGAUCAAUGAUGUGAGUCCUGUGCUCGCGGACAUCUUUCCUUACAGUAGCGUUCAGGAACGACUGCUGCAGAAGGCAGAACUGCGUGGAUUUGCAUCUCUCCCAGGAAAGCCGGACUUCGUGGUGGUGGUCCAUCGCAACGAAGGCCGCGCUUUGCUCACAGACCGCAACGGCUUCUACCACGAUGUGUUGGGAUGCGCUUACAGACAGACCCGCGGGAACGUCCUGGUAGUCCUGACGCGUGCAGAGCCGAAGGCGGAGGCGGACUUGUUUGAUAAAGUCAUGCUGCGGUCACUGCAGCGAGCCUAA